Pyricularia pennisetigena is the source of this 1956-nucleotide messenger RNA. RefSeq lists its product as uncharacterized. NCBI's taxonomy places the organism in Eukaryota, Fungi, Ascomycota, Sordariomycetes, Magnaporthales, Pyriculariaceae. The record is from RefSeq and is a predicted model, not a curated record. Gene Ontology annotation, molecular function: oxidoreductase activity; FMN binding. The transcript has 3 exons. The coding region runs from base 1 to 1956 and encodes 651 amino acids.
AUGCCUUCAAGAGUUAUUGUUGUCGGCGGUGGUUUGUCCGGCCUCAGCGCUGCGCACACCAUCUACCUUGCCGGAGGCAAUGUUGUUGUUCUUGACAAGCAAGGUAAGGGCGAAUUUCCCAACCUGACGGGCAGCGUAGUCGGCAGUUUGGCACAAUCCAGAGCGGCCCUGUUGCUAACCUCGGUCAAUUCGGUUAUAGGAUUCUUCGGUGGAAACUCAACAAAGGCCACAUCUGGUAUCAACGGUGCCCUCACGAGGACACAGGUUGAGCACGGCAUUCAGGACAGCGUCAAGCAGUUUUACGACGACACACUAAAGUCGGCUCGCGACAAGGCUCGCCCUGACCUGAUCAAGGUCCUUACAUACAAGUCGGCCGCUGCCGUCGAGUGGCUGCAGGAUGUGUUCAACCUGGACCUAACUUUGGUUUCGCGACUUGGUGGUCACUCCCAGCCCCGUACGCACCGUGGUCACGAUGCCAAAUUCCCUGGUAUGGCCAUCACAUACGCCUUGAUGCAAAGGCUCGAGGAGCUCGCCGAGACCGAGCCGCACAGAGUUGAGAUUGUCAAGAAGGCGCGGGUCACCAGCUUGAACAAGGAGGGCAACAAGGUCACAGGUGUUACAUAUGAGCACGAUGGCCAGAAGCACACCAUGGAUGGCCCCGUGGUCCUUGCCACCGGUGGCUACGCCGCUGACUUCUCAGAGACCUCGCUCCUGAAGAAGCACAGGCCAGACACAUAUGGCCUGGCUACCACCAACGGCUCGCACGCCACUGGUGACGGCCAGAAGAUGGUCAUGGCCAUUGGCGGUAACGGUAUCGACAUGGACAAGGUCCAGGUCCACCCCACGGGUUUGGUUGACCCUAAAGACCCCGGCUCCAAGUGGAAGUUCUUGGCUGCCGAGGCUCUGCGUGGUGAGGGCGGUUUGCUCCUCAAUGCUGACGGUGACCGGUUCUGCGACGAGCUUGGCCACCGUGAUUACGUGUCGGGCAUGAUGUGGAAGGAGAAGGACAAGGGCAAGUUCCCUAUCCGUCUGAUCUUGAACUCCAAGGCUUCCAACACCCUGGAUUUCCACACUCGCCACUACUCUGGCCGCGGUCUGAUGAAGAAGAUGACCGGCCAGCAGCUGGCCAAGGAGAUUGGAUGCACGCCUGAGCACCUGCAGAAGACCUUCACCACCUACAACGCCAUUGCAGAGGGCAAGCAGAAGGACCCGUGGGGCAAGAAGUUCUUCCACAACCUGCCCCUUGACAUCAAUGAUGACUUCCACGUCUCGCUGAUGGAGCCCGUCCUGCACUUCACCAUGGGCGGUGUUGAGAUCAACGACAAGUCCGAGGUUCUCGGCCAGGACAAGAAGCCCAUUGAGGGCCUGUACGCCUGCGGUGAGCUGGCUGGAGGUGUCCACGGCGCCAACCGUCUCGGUGGCUCCUCGCUGUUGGGCUGUGUCGUCUACGGUCGCGUUGCCGGUGACACCGCCAGCAACUACCUGUUCCGUCAGGCUCUCAGCGGAGGCGCAGGCGCUGCCCAGCGUCUCGGCCAGAUUUCGCUGCACAUUGACCCGUCGCAGCCCGGCAAGGUCUCGGUCGAGUGGGGCAGCGGAGCUGGAACUGCUUCAGCAUCCACUCAGUCCGGUGCCGGCAACGUCGCUGCCACCCAGGCCGAGUCGGCAAAGCCCAACAACCCCAAGGAGUUCAAGAUCCCUGAGAACGAGUUUACCAUGGAGGAGGUUGCCAAGCAUAACAAGAAGGACGACCUGUGGGUUGUCGUCAAAGGUGUUGUUAUGGACCUGAGCGACUGGCUCGAGGAGCACCCCGGUGGCCCCCAGGCCAUCAUGAACUUUAUGGGCCGCGACGCAACAGAGGAGUUUGAGAUGUUGCACGACGACGAGGUUAUUCCCAAGUAUGCACCAUCGCAGGUUAUUGGAAGGGUCAAGGGUGUCAAGCCGACAUUGGAGAUUUAA